Molecule: messenger RNA, 2490 nt
Organism: Danio aesculapii
Lineage: Eukaryota; Metazoa; Chordata; Actinopteri; Cypriniformes; Danionidae
Product: plexin-C1-like
Exons: 15
Coding region: 1-2490 (829 amino acids)
Biological process (GO): regulation of cell shape; negative regulation of cell adhesion; regulation of GTPase activity
Cellular component (GO): semaphorin receptor complex
Molecular function (GO): semaphorin receptor activity; protein binding
Source: RefSeq, a predicted model, not a curated record
AUGAGAGGACACUUACUUGGAAUACUUGUACUUCUGAAACACUGCAUCUGCAAUGAUGUGCAUGAUUUUAAUGAAGAUAUCAAUGACUUUAUAAUCGGUAACGGUAAGUUGUUUGUUCUUACCGGCCAUCAACUGCAACAGAUGAGACACAAUCUUCUUUUAGAGGAAAGCAAGGAAGCCCCUAAUACUAAUCCAAACAGAGUCAACAUUCUGGUGCCUUUUGACAACAACAACACCCUGAUAACAUGCGGGACUUUUAAUAAUGGAUACUGUGAAAUUCUUGAUAUAAAUGAUAUCACAAAGAGUAUUUACUACGAAAGUGGCAAAUCAAUAGGACUGCAAGAGAAUGAGAAAUCUGUUGCAUUCAUAGUGGAUACAAGCAGCAGUAAAUACCUUUUGGUUGGGAAAAACAACAACAUUGCAAGACCUCAAGAUUUCCCGUAUCCUGUUGCUACAUUGUGGAACACUUUACAGACUCAGGCAGGUGGGAUUUUCUCUAAUAUUGAAAAAGGAUUGACACCCUCCAUUCAGACCACCGCAAGAGAAGUGGAGUUUGUUGAUGGAUUUCAGAGAGAUUCGUCCUCACAUUUGUACUUAUUUGUCAACACAAAGACUGACUCUGAGAGGAAAGUUCAUGUCCUGUGGAUGGACAGCUCUAAAAGAACAAAGAGUGAAAUCUUCAAAUCUCUUCAGUCUGCAGUGAUAAAGUGCUGCGGUGAUAAAGCUCAUCCAGUGCUGGUCUCCUCUGCUCUUAUUCCCUCAGAGAACGCUGUUAUUUGGGCAGGAGUGUUCAGUGCACAGGAUCAGCAGGGCCCGGAGAACACCGCGCUGGCUCUCUACGACAUCAGCCACAUUCAAGGCAGAGUCAAAGAGUUCUGUGCUCAGGGAGAACAAACAUGUGGUUCUGAGAGUGGUAGUGAACUUCAGCCGUUCUCUGUGGUCUUCAAGUCCAGCUCAAUGUCAUCAGUAGCAGCAGUUAGAAAUGGAUCCUGGAUUUUGUUGUUCAUGGGAACCAGUGAUGGUCAACUGAUAAAGCUUAUGUUGGAUGAGAAUUACAGACCAGGCUGUCCAAUAGUGUUGUACAAAUCUGACUAUGAACGAGCAGUGUUUCCCAGAAUGCAGUUUGAUCCAGUAGAUUUCAAACACAUCUACAUCGCUCUGAGGAAACAGAUAAGAAGAGUGCCUGUGGUUAACUGUGCUAAAUAUAGAAUUCUGAAAGACUGCAGAUCUGCUCUUGAUCCUCUCUGCGGCUGGUGUGCGAAAACACUGAGAUGCUCCACCCUAGAUGAAUGCUCAAAUGCUUUAUGGAUGUCCAGCCCAAAGGACUCUUUCAAGGAAUUACUAGUUUCUUUUCAGCUUUUUGAAGAGAAAUCUUCCAGAAAGUUUACUCUCCAUCUUGCAUUGAGUCUGGAGAGCACAGGAAAUCCUGCCUUCUCAUGUGUGUUCAGCUGUGGAGGUGUGAACCUGUGUGAUGGGUCUGAUCUGACUGCAGUUUUCCCAAAAUGCUCUUGUACUUUUUCUGUACAGCUACCAGGAUUAAACGUCUCAGCAUUAGUAAAUAUUGAGAAUCAGAAAAUCACAGAGAUGCUGACAUUGGCAAACUGUGUGAAUAUCACAGAUAAUUCAACCAGUCCUCCUUAUACACAGUGUGUGCAGUGUAUCUCAUCUGGGUGUCACUGGUCCUCUACAACCCAGACAUGUGAUUGGUCAGAUGGACUUGGACCACAAUUACAUAUCUGGGAUGCAUGUAAGGAUCUACUCUCCAAGUAUGAAGAGCCAGAGAUUCUUUCUUUAGAGCACCACAAAGUUUCUUUUCAUGGCAGAAACAAUGUUUUACUAAGAGGAAGAAACCUUGACUCUGUCACCAAAAUCCGUAUUCAGGGGGAUCUGGACUGUAUUGCUAAAGAAUCUCCAGUUUUUGAUCGCUCCAGUGACACUUUAUUGUUGAACAUUCCUCCCAGUGAAACUAAAGGAACAGCGAAAAUGUGUGUUGUUACUCCUGAUGACCGUUGUCAUGGUAACAGCAUCAUCACUUACAGUUCCCUGCCAAGCUGCACAGAAAUACAGCCAAAUUACACCUGGUACAGUGGUGGAAGAAAAAUACAUGUUCGUGGAAGUAAUAUGGAACUUGUGGAAUCAGUUAUUUUUGAAGACCCUGGGGAUCAACUUCAAGCACAAUACGACCCAAACACAGGGAGUCUAACAUUCACCGGAUUCACCACAUUUCAGGUGGCCAAUGAUCUACAAGUGAACAUUAAGAAAAAGGCAGAUGAGUUGAAUUUGAAUAUGAGUGAGGUAAAUGUGAAAGUUCUCCAUGGUGAUCUCAAGUAUCAGUGUGUUGUAGAGAGAAUUGAGUCUCGUUCUGUUAUCUGUACGGUUAAAGGAGAAUCAGGAACAGUCCCAGGAGUGGAUUCACUCGAGACUCUCACCACCUACACAGUGGAGCUGUUGUCCAGACAGCAGGUGGCGCUUAAUACUCAUUUAUUAUGA